AGGAUGUCGGAAACUACUUCUGUUCGAAAACUGGAAAAGAUAACAGAGAAGUGCAAUUAGAGAGAGAGAGACAGAGACAGAAGGAAGAAGUGAACGAUAGAAAACACCAAGGUGUUCGAAAUGACGAAUCCGAAUUCGCUGGCCAAAAUCACAAGGAAAAGAGAGUUAGAACAUCAUUCACGAAGAAUCAGAUUGUGAUAUUGGAACAGAGGUUCGCCUUACAGAAAUACCUGACCUCAACGGAACGCUCAUCUCUAGCGAAGGAGCUAAAGAUGAGCGAUGCACAACCAAUGCGAAACAUCUUUUAUGACACUGUACAAAUUAAGCUUGUGGAGGUUUCUACGCAAAUUGGAAUUAGGCGGUUCGCGAACAUGCGUUCAUGGAUCAUGGGAUAUAAUGAAGCAUCAGAUGUUACGCUCCAGACAUGGUUCGACAGUUUCGACUUUGGUAGUUCUCAAAACAAGAAGCAAACAGCACUAUUUUCGAUAGUGGAUCAUGACUUUUAA
This is a messenger RNA of Angiostrongylus costaricensis, 506 nucleotides long. The record is from the annotation of a GenBank genome assembly. NCBI's taxonomy places the organism in Eukaryota, Metazoa, Nematoda, Chromadorea, Rhabditida, Metastrongylidae.